Messenger RNA from Wasmannia auropunctata (little fire ant), 2067 nucleotides. RefSeq lists its product as uncharacterized. The record is from RefSeq and is a predicted model, not a curated record. The transcript is spliced from 3 exons. Lineage: Eukaryota; Metazoa; Arthropoda; Insecta; Hymenoptera; Formicidae. Bases 1 to 2067 code for a protein of 688 amino acids.
AUGUCGACAAGAAAAGAAACCGGAUGGAUUCAAGACCUGAAUAAAGAGGGAUUGAUCAACGAGUUGAACAGACGAGGCGUAGAUUUCGACUGCGAUAGCAAUUAUAACGAGCUGCGCAAACUGUUACGAAACGUUAUAAAAGAAAGUGAACGCGAAGAUAAGCCGGUCGGUAGCGUGGACCUUGAAAGAAACCAGGAGGUAAACGCGCAGAACGACGAGGAAGAUAAAGACGCAGAAGAGAGUGCCGAUUCUGACACGAUGUCCGAUGGAAUGAAAUUGGAAUUUUGCCUACACAAAGACGACUGGGAAACCUUCGUGGAACGGACAGAAUUGUAUUUCACCGCGAAAGACAUCAAGGACGAAAAGCAAGCUGCGCAGUUAUUAACGCGUUUGGACGAAGAUGCCUUCAAGCUAAUGAAACAGUUAGCAGCACCAGAAAAGUUAUCGACGAAAACUUUUGCUGAAUUGACAAAGCUAAUGACUGACCAUUUAAAUCCCAGACCAUCGGAAGUAAUGGAAAGCUGCGGGAAAAAGGGUCAUCUUCAGCGGGUAUGCAGAAAGAAUGCAACCGGACGAGACAAACAACAAUUGAAGAAGUUCAACGACGGAGAGGUUCCGAAGCGAGCGGAGCAACCAACGCAUCGCGACGACUUCCACAAGAUCGAGCUAAACGACAAGCGUAAGUGCGUGCGAUAUGCGUGUGAUCGCGAUAAUGCGGAACCGAUGUUCCUUAAUGUAAAUGUGAACGAUAUUAGAGUAAAGAUGGAGGUAGACACUGGCACGUACGCGACGGUUAUUUCCGAAUUAGGUCACAACGAGUUUUUCAAUGGAUAUAAAAUCGAAAAAACGGUCAAAGAACUUAAGACGUAUGAUAACAAAAUCUUAAAACCUAUCGGUAAAUUAGAGAACCUGGUGAUCGAGUUCGAUGACAGAAAAGCUAGAGCCGAUUUAUUUGUGUUACCCGGGUCGGGUCCGAGCUUGAUUGGACGACAGUGGUUAAAUAAAUUGGGGCUAUGGCCAUUGAAAUUAGAGCGCAAAAGUAAAAUUAGCGUGAAUAAAAUGGACGUUGAAAAUAUGAAAAAUUAUUUUUUGAGUAAGUACAGCGAUUUAUUUAGCGAUACCCCAGGAAGGUACAAUAAAAGCGAGACAAGAUUGUAUCUAAAGGAUAACACGCGUCCCGUAGCGUCAAAAUGUAGAAAUGUAGCACAUGCGUUGAAACCUCUUGUCGAAAAGGAACUUGAUCGGUUAGUAAAACUUGGUCAUUUGGAACCGGUGGAAACUAGUGAAUGGGCUACGCCGAUUGUACCCGUUUUCAAACAGAACGGUUGCAUUAGAAUAUGCGGCGAUUUCAAACUUACAGUAAAUCCGCAUAUUAUCAUAGAUAAGUACCCGUUGCACACGAUUGACGAGAUUUUCACAUGCUUAAAAGAAGGUGAUUACUAUUCCGAGUUGGAUUUAACGCAUUGCUACAUGCAGUUUCUAGUAGACAAAGACAGCAGGCACUUACUUACGAUAAUAACGCACAAGGGCCUGUUCAGGUACAAAAAUAUUCCAGAAGGUGUAUCGCCUGCACCAGCGGACGUGCAGCGAAAAAUGGAUGAAUGUUUAAGGGGGAUCGACAGCGCGAUCGCGUACAUAGAUAAUAUCUACGUAACAGGUAAAACGGAAAUAGAGCAUAAAACAAAUUUAGAAAGGGUAUGCGAGAGGCUUUCAGAAUGUGGACUGAGAGUCAACCUAGAAAAAAGCAAAUUUUUCCAAAAACGCAUUGAAAUUCUAGGGUUCGUAAUCGACAAAGACGGGCUACAUAAAGCAAAGUCAAAAGUAAUCGCAAUAUUGAACGCACCUAGGCCAGAGAAUAAAAAAAAGCUUAGUUCAUUUUUGGGCCUUGUAACUUUCUAUGAAAGAUUUCUAAAAGAUAGAUCGGCAAAUUUGAAGCCGUUACACGAUUUACUAGGUAGUGAUAGAUUUUAUUGGAAUGAGGAUUGUGCAAAAGCGUUCGAAUGGCGUGUGACGCAUCCGAUUAUGGAAUUUCUGCCAUAUUGUCACACAAAUAUGCGGACGGAUUAG